AUGGAUGCCGUAUUGCUGAACAUAAUUGGCAGUGUUCCGCUGGUGACCAAGAUCUGGGCGAUCGGAUGCAUCAGUCUUUCGCUGUUGACGACUACCAACGUUCUCGACCCAGCAAAGACGAUCUACAGUUUUGACCUUGUCUUCAAGAAGGGCCACUAUGAGAGGAUUGUUUACUCGCUAUUCGACUAUGGCCAGUUUGACUGGGCUUCGAUCUUCAACAUCUUCAUGAACAUCAACCAUCUGACGGUACUGGAGAACUCGUUUGCGUUGAAAAGGCGCUACUGCUGGAUAGUUACUCUGAUGCUGGUCAGCAUCAUCGCGAUUAGCAGUCUGGAGCAGCCGAUUCCGUCGCUGGGCAUCAUACUGCAUGAGAACCUGGUGUACUAUCAGAUCCGCAAGAACGGGGACGACUUGCAGUUCAGACUUCUCGGCGUGUUCGAGGUCUCGCCUCUGAUGGUCCGAUUCUACGUCGAUGUGAUGAUGCUCGUUGUGUUCAGGAGGAGCUGGCUGCAGGUCUGCAUGAACUUCAUUCCGGGACACUUGUUGUACUAUAUGGACGAGACGGUGCACGAUAUAUACGGGAUCGAUCUAUGCAAGACACCCUACGACUGGUGGCUGGACAGCAGACGGCAAUCUGCUAGGUGA
Torulaspora globosa is the source of this 645-nucleotide messenger RNA. It is a transcript of the gene DER1, whose product is annotated as derlin. The transcript has a single exon. Gene Ontology annotation, biological process: endoplasmic reticulum unfolded protein response. Gene Ontology annotation, cellular component: endoplasmic reticulum membrane; Hrd1p ubiquitin ligase ERAD-L complex. NCBI's taxonomy places the organism in Eukaryota, Fungi, Ascomycota, Saccharomycetes, Saccharomycetales, Saccharomycetaceae. The record is from RefSeq and is a predicted model, not a curated record. Bases 1 to 645 code for a protein of 214 amino acids. Gene Ontology annotation, molecular function: ubiquitin-specific protease binding; misfolded protein binding.